GACGCGCAGGAGGAGGAGGGGGAGUCGUCUGAGGAGGACACGGCCGAGGAUACCUCUACGCCGGCUGUCUGGUUGCGAGGUCCUUCGCGACUCCCAGAUAGGCCGAUACCUGUUGCCUUGCGCCCGCUGAUUCGACCGAGCGGGGAUAUGAGUUGGACUGUCCUAAGUGGCGGUGCUCACAAACACAAGGUCAAUGGCAUUCUGGGUCUUUUGUGCAGGGACCACUUCCCAGGCCUAGUCCACUAUCAAGGACGGUACGAGCCGGCCUGGACGUGGGACCAUUACAUCGCCGCCAACAACGAUCAGUUGGAUCGAAGUGGCAGAGCCUUUGAGAACAAGGCGGAGCGGGUAAAGGCCGAGCUCUGGGAUUUUUACAGGUGUGACGAGGGAUACGAGGAGCGGGCGGCGAUUGUGGCUCACAAUCGAUGCGUUAAACUCGUGAAGGACAUGCAUUAUGAGGCGCAAGUCCAGUGCGUCAUCAACUAUUGUGCACAUUUCCUAAAGCAGAAGAUCGGGAAGACUGAGGCGAGGGAUUUGAAGCUGACCCGAGAGCAAUAUUUAUAG
Molecule: messenger RNA, 564 nt
Organism: Panicum virgatum (switchgrass)
Lineage: Eukaryota; Viridiplantae; Streptophyta; Magnoliopsida; Poales; Poaceae
Exons: 3
Coding region: 148-564 (138 amino acids)
Biological process (GO): transposition
Source: RefSeq, a predicted model, not a curated record